This is a messenger RNA of Acanthoscelides obtectus, 248 nucleotides long. NCBI's taxonomy places the organism in Eukaryota, Metazoa, Arthropoda, Insecta, Coleoptera, Chrysomelidae. The record is from the annotation of a GenBank genome assembly.
CAGUAUUAUGCUUGGAUAUUUGGUUUUUCCAAGAGCUGACCUAAAUAUGAAUCUGGACAUUACAUACUAUAGGAUUGUUUGGAGGAGUGUUACGUGUUCGUCUUCUACCCGUCUCACUGUUUCACCUGAAAUAUAAAGGCAAUUUAGAAUUAGAACCGAAGAUUUAGACUUCUCCUCACUCUGUCAGCAUAUAGGUGCGUCCGUAAAAUCUUUGUCAUUUCAUGAAUCUGAUUUUAAAAUAUAAGUAU